CUCUCCUCUCUCUUCACUUGUCUCCCAUCAUCACUUCCCCCUACACCUCUAAUGUUUUCCCAUAUCUACUCCAAACUCUAGCCCAGUUGAAGUAAUUGAUGGAGUGGAGGAAGGACACAUUCACUCGGUAAAGGAGCAGCAGCUGUCAGCAAAAGAGUUGCAAUAAAGAAAAUCGCCCGAGGGGGAUUGAAGCAGACGGAGAGCAGCGGAGAUAGGCGAAGGCGAAAGAAAGGGGAAGACCGCUUCAGGUGACCGAGUCACGAUGGAGGCGCGCGGCAUGAGUGAUUAGGGAGCACCGCUUGUGGAAAGCGCUCGCUUUGUUCAGGUGGAUUACAAAGUGAACAAGCAUCAGAACUGACCGGGACCGCCUUUGUCUUGCUAUUUCACUUUGACGGAUUAUCUCACAAUCAUGAACGUGUCGCCCCCGGACCGCAGGAAAAACGUGCUGCGAGAGCUGGCUUUGGAGAUUGGCAUCCGAGUUCUGCUUUUCGGAGUUUUUGUAUUUACAGAGUUUCUGGAGCCCUUUGAGAGAGUGAUUCAACCAGAGGAGCUUUGGCUCUACAAGAACCCUCUGGUUGAGUCAGACCACAUUCCCAAGAGGGUCAUGUUCGCAAUUUCAUUCCUCACCCCGCUGGCGGUGAUAUUUGUGGUGAAGAUAAUUCAGAGGACGGACAAGACAGAGCUCAAAGAGGCAUGUUUAGCUGUGUCCCUGGCCCUCGCCCUGAAUGGAGUCUUCACAAAUACUAUCAAGUUGAUUGUUGGCAGACCCAGGCCCGAUUAUUUCCAGCGUUGUUUCCCAGAUGGACAAGUAAAGGGGGAUGCGAGGAUGCUGUGCACUGGAGAGCCAGAUCUAGUCUCUGAUGGACGCAAGAGCUUCCCCAGCAGCCAUUCCUCCUUUGCAUUCUCCGGACUCGGCUUCACCUCCUUCUACCUGGCGGGGAAGCUGCAGUGUUUUACGGAUCAAGGUCGAGGGCGUAGCUGGCGUCUCUGUGCCAUGGUGCUGCCUCUCUACAGCGCUAUGAUGAUUGCACUGUCCCGGACCUGCGACUACAAACACCACUGGCAAGACGCCUUUGUUGGAGGAGUGAUCGGGUUGCUGUUUGCGUACAUCUGCUAUCGCCAGCACUAUCCACCCUUUCUGCACACGGACUGCCACCUGCCUUAUGCCAGUCUGGCUGCUGCCGCCCAUACGCCCUCGCAUCCCCAGGACGACCCGCUGCCCACUGACAAUGCCACCACCCUUCCCCUGGAGGGCUUGACUGAAGGGCCAGUAUGACUAGUGUCCACCACCGAGACUUCCCCCAACACCCUCACCAAGCCACUGAACCCACCUCCCCAUUCCCAGUGACUGACUGGCUCUUCUAUACAUUCCAGUGGACAAUAAUACACCUCACCCAUCUCCAUACUGUUGCACCCUGUCUCGGUGACACCUACAUUUUUUUUUCCGUUUGUUUUGUUUUUUAUUAUUAUUAUAAUAUAUCUGGAUCUUGCUCAGCAGCCGUGAAAGUCUAUAUUUAGAUUUAUCUACGAAUAUGGGACAUCACCGCUGAGAGGGAAGAGAGAAAAUCAUGUUGAAAACCAGAGAAAAAAAAGUCUUACUAAUGGCUGUGAAGGAAGAUGAAAACAUUGCUAGUUUUUGCUGGGAUUGUUUUGGCUUAAUGAGAAAUGUGGUUGGCAGGUUGUUUCAUGCUGGAGUAUAUUUAUUGUUUGGCUGUUAAAGGAUUGGAACAGCAGGUUGGGGAGACUCCGAGAAAUCCCCUAAAAUGUCACAGCAAUCAAACCAUGAAAUCAAACCAGUUAAACUAUUAGAUUAUUGUAUGUUGUAUGUCACACUAUGAAACAAAUUACGAUGCUGCAAUUCAUUUAAAAUCCAAGGACUUGGGCACUGCUUUUAGUGAUUUUUGCAACAUAAUGCUAGAUAUAGAACCUACUUGUACCAAGUAAGAACCAAGUAUUCAAUGUUACCUAAUUUUACUCUUCUGCACUCACCCAUUUUUUGUUAUUCCGUUUCUCCCCAUUCUCUUGGGGGCUUGUAUAGUUUUCCAGUGCAGUCCUACAUAUCACCACUUCCCCUCUUCUCUUCUCUCCUUGUCACCAUCCAACUUUAUUUUCCACAAUCCCUGCAUUUCAGUGAAGGCAGCUCAAUGAGUGCACUCUAGUACAGGCGGGUGGGAAUGACGUGGUGAAAGUGUGUCUGGACAGGCACAAACUCAAAUCUGAUCCUGCAUUAAUCCUCAUUAAGGAAGGUCAGCCACGGCUGCUUAUGAGCGCAUUAGGACUGUAUGAGGUGCUCCACGGAUUGACUGAGCAUUGCAAAUGGCUUUCAGCCCACUGUAGCCCUACAGAUAGACAAUCUAGCAUUCAGGAGACGACAGGCCUGAACCCGGGGCAGUGAUGGUGAUGUAUUAUUCAUCCAUUAGUGUUCCAUUAUUUAUGAAAAUUUCCAGCCUUAAUUUAGGGACAUCACGUUGAAACAAACCAACAGACACCAAAGAUUUGUAGGUUUUUUUCCUGCUUGGGUUGUAUGCGACCUGUUAUGCUUUAUUAAACAAUAUGACGCACAGCCAGAUUACUGGUUCCCUAUCAACAAAGCAAUUUGUAGCCUCUUACAAGUUUUGUCUGAAAGGAUGGAUCAUUUUGUUGCCUUGGUUACUAUGACUUUUUUUGCCAUUGCUGUGACAUAAAUGGGAAGGUGCAAUCUCAGUUUACCUCUAUUGCCCAACCAAGCUACAUAGGAAGGCGACAAUUAUAUAUUUGCACUGAAAAAGUGAAGGGGGAAAAAACAGGACGUAGCACAUCAAAACGGCAUGAUAUGAAACAAGCAGCAAACCAAAUGUAGAAGGUUAUUUUGUUAUUUUAUUAUCUUGUCAGAAUGUUAGUCAAGCCUAUUUGUACAUUUGUCUCCACUGUCAAAAGACCACACGAUUUUAUGUGAAACAGCCGCACCUUCAGCUGCUGUUUGCUUAAACAGACAAAGAAAACUUCUCUCUGUUCAAAAUUCUUUUAUUAAACAUAAUUUACUCAAAUCAGUAACUGUAUCACUAAUGCAACCCAUUGGCAGCUUCUGUGAGCGUUUGCGUUCAGAUGUUGAUAAAGCCUGUCCCGCACGGAUGCAAUACAAAUUACUUUACACAGAAUGAACCCUUCACCAGAAAGGAAAAAGGUGCUGGUUAUGCACAUCAGACUCUGUGAUGGGAGAGUUGAUUGGAGAGAAACUUGUAACCUCCUGGCUGGUUCCACAUGUCUUUCAGCAGCACCGGCCUGGAGAUCUGUGACUGUGAGAUUUUGACACCUUGAGACAGAUUUGGGGAUGAAAUGAUUGUGACACAGAUGCAUUGUGUUCUAUAGACCUGCAUUCACCUGACUCGGCGGCCUGAUGUUUGUACUUCAUUAUGUAUUGUAUGUCAUUUUAGUAUUAUCCUAUUAGAUGGUGCAGCGUAUAUUGGAAAAAAUGUUGUUCAGGAGUCAUGGCUGUUAACAGUAUUUUCGCUUUAUCCACAAUGGAUGUACGUUUGCCUUCAAAUCAUUCCAUGAUUUGUUUUAAUUUGGUGCUAUAGAUACUUUUUUAGCAGUAGGUGUCACUUUUUUUCAAAUGGUGAAUGCGUCAUUUUGACAUGAAAGUUCAAUCAUUUUCUACAGAGAAAAAACUAUUAUAUUAGAGUACAUAUUUCUUUUCUUUUUAAAUCAUAUGCUCAAGGGCAACCAGUGCUUGUUGUUCUGUGGAUUCUUUCAUUUCACCUUCCCAUGGACUGAAGGGAUAAAAGUAAAAAAACAAGAAUUAUGAAAUAUAUAUUAUAUUACCAAUUAUAAUGAAUAGAUGUCUGAAGAAAAAAAAGAGUGUAAGACUUAUGAAUCUUUGUUCAUGGCAUGCCAGUUCCAUUUGUGAGAAAAGACUGUUUUCUAUGAAUAAGCAUGUCUGGCCUUGAGAACUCUUUGAGCUGUGUUUUGCUGUUCAUAUACUUUAUGUACAAUAAAGGACUGCAGCUGUG
Molecule: messenger RNA, 3989 nt
Organism: Sander lucioperca (pikeperch)
Lineage: Eukaryota; Metazoa; Chordata; Actinopteri; Perciformes; Percidae
Gene: plpp4
Product: phospholipid phosphatase 4
Exons: 7
Coding region: 410-1276 (288 amino acids)
Biological process (GO): phospholipid metabolic process
Molecular function (GO): phosphatidate phosphatase activity
Source: RefSeq, a predicted model, not a curated record